Messenger RNA from Drosophila erecta, 2342 nucleotides. It is a transcript of the gene Hen1, whose product is annotated as small RNA 2'-O-methyltransferase. Gene Ontology annotation, biological process: piRNA processing; RNA methylation; siRNA processing. The transcript is spliced from 3 exons. NCBI's taxonomy places the organism in Eukaryota, Metazoa, Arthropoda, Insecta, Diptera, Drosophilidae. Bases 1005 to 2189 code for a protein of 394 amino acids. Gene Ontology annotation, molecular function: RNA methyltransferase activity; O-methyltransferase activity. Gene Ontology annotation, cellular component: cytoplasm; nucleus. The record is from RefSeq and is a predicted model, not a curated record.
ACACGUAUUAUAUGCUAUGACCUUUUCCUUAUAUUACCCACCUGGGUUUCUUCCAGUGUCCUUUCGCAUUUGAUGGCUUUAUGAGAGCCUCGGCAACGUCUUUCAGUGCAAACAAUAACGAAAGUCAGUCCGUGGCGACAGGACAGGCCGUGUAUAAUUAUGGCAACCAUGGGGAAGGACGAACCUCCACCAGCGCCGGCCACUAAAUUUAUUGAUUUGUAAAUUUCCAUUUCGAGCGCAGGGCAAUUAGCCUGGAAAUUAUGGCAGCAGGUUGAAAAGUUAAAGCGUUUAUCAUCCAUUGAGCGACGGAGCCGCUGAUUAUAUGUAAGUGCAUUAUACCAGGGUGGAAAACUCCCACGACCAGCAGACCAGUCUUCUACUUUGAUGGUCGGGUGCAGUGGUUGGUGGCUGGUGAGGUCUACCACCGACUUCCAGUGCAAAUGGGAGGCAAGCACCUGCAGUGAAGGUCGUCCGGAAGGAAUGCCGGAAAUUGCGUGAUUCCCCUGCCACAAAAGCUACCCUGAUUACCAUAAUGUUGGUCAUUUUUAAGUAACUACCUAGCAUUUGGAAAAAAUAUCGCUUUAAUAAAGAGUAUUUGCCAAGCUAUGUUAUGCAUAUGGCUUAAAUUAAGUAGCCGCAUUUAAUAUAGUAGAAUAUUAGAACCCUAAGACUUCAAUGCAUCAAUACUUACUGCCCAAUUAUUAAAACAUCGAAAGUAUCGAUUUUGAUUAGUAUUGUAGAAAGGCGGCAAAACCAUUUAUAAAUACUUAUGUUCAAGUCUUUAUAGAAUUUUAAAUAGGAGCAUUACAAAGAGCACAAGCUAUAAGAAGUGGAGUUCUUCUUAAUUCGUUGCCCGAUUGAAGUUCAGUGCCUCAAAACUGACCGCCCAUUUUUGAAAACAAGAACUAUCGAUAUGCAUAUGCCAAAGUUCUGUAUAAUUUGCCAAUAGCACGACAGUAAGAUUAUCAUCACGUAUUCCAGUGGUCACUCUAACGAAACGCGCAAUGUUUUCCCAUAAGUUUAGUUGCGGGGAUUUCCAAACCCUGACCAGAAUGACUGAAACCGGCAUUACCUUUGAUCCGCCGGUGUACGAGCAGCGAUACUGUGCCACCAUCCAAAUCCUGGAGGACGCCCGCUGGAUGGAUCAGAUUAGGAAGGUCGUGGAGUUCGGCUGUGCCGAGAUGCGCUUCUUCCAGCUAAUGCGUCGCAUUGAGACUAUAGAACAUAUUGGACUGGUGGACAUUGACGAGCCCUUGCUCAUGAAAAACUUGACCAGUAUUAAUCCAUUAGUUUCCGAUUAUAUACGGAGACGCGCGAAUCCUCUAAAUGUUCAAAUUCUUCAUGGAAGUGUGGCAGAUUCUUCGGACGAAUUGAGGGACACAGAUGCUGUAGUCGCACUAGAAUUAAUCGAGCAUGUUUAUGACGAUGUUUUGGCCAAAAUUCCAGUCAAUAUUUUUGGUUUCAUGCAGCCAAAACUGGUAGUCUUUAGCACACCAAACUCGGACUUUAACGUUAUAUUUACACGGUUCAAUCCCCUGUUGCCAAAUGGUUUUCGCCACGAGGAUCACAAGUUCGAGUGGUCUCGCAAUGAGUUCAAAACCUGGUGUUCGGAUAUUGUGGAGAAGUACCCGAACUACAUGUUUUCCUUAACGGGAGUGGGUAAUCCGCCCAAGGAAUACGAAUCUGUGGGCCACGUCUCACAGAUAGCCAUAUUUGUUCGCAAAGAUUUGCUGGAGAUGCCGUUGGUUAACCCUUUGGUUACCAAACCCAAUAUUGACAAGGAAUCCAAUCCUUACAAGCUAAUUCAUGCCGUGGAAUAUCCAUUCUAUGUGGAUACGCGCACCGAGAAGGAAAAGAUCUGGACCGAUGUACAAAUGGAGUUUCAGCGUUUCAAAAGACGUUUCAACUCUUGUGAGGUUGAUGUAGAUACUUACGAGGACACUUGUAACAUGCCUAUUGCUGUCUUAUUGGAUCGUCUAGAACACGUAGGUGCUACUAAGGAACUUAUCGAGGAACUGCUACAGGAAAAUAACUUAAAAGUUGAGAACGAGUGUGUUUUAUUAUAUAAUUCGGAUCAGGAAACGGAAUGGUCUGAUCCCUACGAGUUGUCUGAUCGUCUUUCCCAGGAGGCCGCGUUAAUUGACCACGAGGGAGCGGAGGACUGCUGGGAUCAAAGCCGGGAAUCAUAACUUACGAUACUAUAUGUUUAACCAAAUUUCCAACCAACCGAUGUAUUUUGUGUGGAAACCAUCGUUUGUGCAUUACAAAUUUCCUUUAAAAAAAUGUUUUCAAAUCAUUCUGUCAUUAACGAUAAAGAAUUCUUGACAAAACGAAGAUCAUUA